Leishmania mexicana MHOM/GT/2001/U1103 is the source of this 864-nucleotide messenger RNA. RefSeq lists its product as hypothetical. The record is from RefSeq and is a predicted model, not a curated record. NCBI's taxonomy places the organism in Eukaryota, Euglenozoa, Kinetoplastea, Trypanosomatida, Trypanosomatidae. The coding region runs from base 1 to 864 and encodes 287 amino acids. The transcript has a single exon.
AUGUGGAAGCAGGCGAGUGCUCGCCUCAACAUCAUGCUGGCGCCAUGUGUGGCGUAUCAGUACGUGGCGGCGAAGGGUUGCCACGGGCUGGUGUGUAAAGCGGCGGACACCGUCAGAGACGGCGAGGUGCUGGCGUUGGUGCCGUACCUGGCGUGUAUCUCACCUAUCAUGGCCCUUGCAUCACCAUGGGGUCAGCAGCUCGCUGCUGCCCUACGCACCUAUACAGUGGAGGAAAAUGGUGUGAGGGUGUCGUACUCGAAGGAGGCGGCGCUAACGACGGUGUUCACGGCCCUCGCCAUGCAGCCGCGCAGCCCGCUCGAGGAGUACCUGCGCCAGAUGCGACUCGACGAAGAGGACGGUGCCUCCCUCACGGUUGCCUUGGGGCCGGAGCUGACGGCGCACAUGACGAAAAUCGACGCCUUGAACAGCUUGGUGGUCGCGCAGAUGCACGAGGACCUGAGCCGCUGGCAUAUCCGCGUGCCCAUGGCUGACCUUGUGCGAGCCCACCGAGCGUGCGCCAGCCGCUGUGUUGAUGUUCCCGACAGCGAGGAAGUCUUUGGCGGGCCAUCCUUGGUGCCGGUUGUGGAUCUCAUCAACCACGGCAUCACCGCGCCCAACGUGACGGUGUACAUGGAAUCGACGAACCGUCUGGGACCCUUGCUGCGGCGCCAUAGUCGCCUGAACAUAAUGGACAACCUCGUGAAGGCCGGCGCCUUUUGCGUCGUGGUGCGUGCGACGAGGGACGUGAUGGGAGGCACCGAGUUCACCUACCCCUACAUUGACCCCACCGAAGACCCGGCAUUGUACGCCAGCAAGCUGUACUGGGCAUCCCGCUUCCGAUUUGUUCCGCCCGAUGCGGCGUAG